Lodderomyces margitis is the source of this 690-nucleotide messenger RNA. RefSeq lists its product as uncharacterized. Gene Ontology annotation, molecular function: protein binding. Gene Ontology annotation, cellular component: cytoplasm; nucleus. Lineage: Eukaryota; Fungi; Ascomycota; Pichiomycetes; Serinales; Debaryomycetaceae. Gene Ontology annotation, biological process: proteasome regulatory particle assembly. The coding region runs from base 1 to 690 and encodes 229 amino acids. The transcript has a single exon. The record is from RefSeq and is a predicted model, not a curated record.
AUGACAGUUGACGACCAUGACGUUGCUGGCUUUCAGGGAUUGAUGAGAUCACUAAACUUGGACUCUGACCAAUUUAAGGAAUACGAUCCGUCCAAUUUCCGGACGUACAAUUUCCAACAACUUCUGAAUUUAAAACUUGAAAUUGAAUCUCAAUUGAAGAUAUUAUUCGAUUUGCUACUGCAAAAGUAUGGGGCUAAUAUGGAAACAAGCUUAGUCACUACAGACGGGUUUCCUAGAAGCGAUAUUGAUGUUGUUACAAUUCGAUUAAUCCGAGUGCAAAUCAUUCGAUUGAAGAAUGACUAUAAAGAGUUGCUAAAGGUGUUAGAUUCAAAAAUGGAAGAGGAAUUUGCAAAGAGGAAAGCAGAAGUGGGUGAUAAUCAUGAUCAAGAUCAAUCAAGGCUGAGUCAGUCAAAGCCAAUGAUUCCUUUCGCUCAAGUAAAGGAAAUCAUUCCUGGUGGCCCUGCCGAGACUGCAGGCUUAAGAGAAGGUGAUUUGAUUGUGAUUUUUGAUAACGAUAUUCAUGCAUUGAACCAUAAUAAAUUAUCCAAAUUGGUUGAAAGAGUAAGAGCUAAACCUGGUGAGAAGUUGCAGUUAUCUAUCAAGCGUAGUGGUGAGACCUUGAAUCUAAUUCUUGACACCAGUGCGACAUGGGAUGGUAAAGGUAUUGGAUGUCGUAUAGUACCUUUGUAA